AUGAUGAAGUCUUUGAUUAUUAUAUCGACUUUAUUCUGCAUCGCAACACUCACUACCAGUCAAUCAUCCCUCAACCAGUUCCCACUUAUCCUUACUCCUUAUAUCGAGAAGAACAACACGGAUGCUGCCAGAUCCGCCUCUCGAGUGGAUCCUACCAAGUUCCUUAACGUCAGCAGUCAUUCUGGUUUCCUAACAGUAGACGCGGGGAAGAACACUAACCUGUUCUUCUGGUAUUUCCCUGUCGCUGAUAAACCUUUAAAUGCCACACCAUGGAUUGUAUGGCUGCAAGGCGGACCAGGAGCUUCAAGCCUCGCUGGGCUGUUCCUUGAAAUCGGUCCAUUUCAAUAUGAUAAGGAACUAAAAUUACGCAAUUCGUCAUGGAGUAAGGAGUAUUCCCUGUUGUUCAUUGACAACCCGGUGGGCGCAGGGUACAGUUUCACAGAGAGCAAUGACGGAUACGUCCAUAAUAUGGAUGAAUGCUCAGAGCAGUUGUACGGAGCACUCCAACAAUUCCUGGAGAUAUUUCCUGAGCACCGCCACGCACCUCUCUAUCUUGCUGGAGAGUCCUACGCUGGUCACUUCAUACCCGCCCUAGCGCACAAAAUAUUACACCCACCAGCGCAGCUACAGAGAUCUUCUAUAAAAGACACAUCGAUCAACUUAAUGGGUUUAAUGAUGGGAAGUCCGUUGAUAGACCGGCGCGAUUCAGUGGACCUAGCGUCAGCGUUUUACCAAUGGGGUGUGCUGGACCACCAGGGUAUGCUUGCCGUAAAGCCACUGCAAGAGCAGUACAAAAAAGCCGUCGCUGACAACAAUAACGCUGAAGCUUAUAAAUUACGCAAUGAUCUCCUAGACCGUAUUACGGAACUUACCUAUCAAAGGCAAUCCUACAACGUCUUAACAGAUGACGUCGCGCUGGAAAGUUUCAUGGAAUUCCUGCAGAGACCAGAGAUAGCAGACGCUAUCCACGUUGGACAUAGAAGAUUCAUUUUUUCCAACUCUGAAGUCCAUGUGAAAUUAAUACCAGACUUUUUGGUCAGGGCCAGUUCUAAAGUGGAAGAAUUGCUAGAGCAUUACAAGAUACUAAUCUUUUGCGGUCAACUGGACCUUACUGUUCCCUACGUACCUAACGCUGAAGGUAGGAGAAAGAACUGGCACUGGAGUCACCGGGACGACUUUUUGAAAGCGCCUCGUCUUCCGUGGUGGUUCAAUAACAGUGUUGCCGGAUACGUUAAAAAUGGCGGUGGCCUCACCGAGGUACUAGUAAAAGGUGCUGGGCACUUAAUACCUUUAGAUAAACCAUCACAAGUGAAGGAAAUGGUCUCUCACUUUAUAAAGGGUAUUGAUUUUCCACUGCCAACCAACGUCAAAGAGAGUGACAUUGAAACACCACCGUAUACUGAUGAUACAAACGACACCACAUCUUCCACUGCACAAUCCAAGAGCGGUAUUAUAGCCAGUGCUGUCCUGAACGUUAUAUUAGUGCUCAUCAUCAUAUUAGGAGUGAUCUACUGGGUGAGAUGGAAGAAAAGAACGGAGACAUACUUCUAUAGCAUGGUGGACAAUUCUUCGCUAGAAGACGGUGUGCUUACCAUGAAUUAGUUAUGCCUUUUAGUAUAUCCAAUAUAUUCCGUCUCAAUUCGGACAUGGACCAAUAGAUCUUUAGUAUAUGAAAGAUCUAAUUAAAUUAAGUGUGUAUUUAUUUACUAAACUCUUACCGAUUAUUAUAAAACGAGGUCUGCAAUUAGUUCUUUGUUUAAACCAUUGUUCGACUCGACUAAAUAGGGAUGAAGAAUCAUUUUUGUAUGUUUGUCGGUCAGGUUGAUUAAAGAAAAAUUUUAAACUUUUUUUCUGCGUAAACAUUAAAUUACGGCGAUACGCAUAAAUAAACUAUCGCAUGACGUCACGCUUUUGUACAUUUUCUACAAAACUAUGACGUAGCGAGCCCCCACUCCUCAACUUUAAUGCCUAUUAUCUAAGCCAUUUCUUGUUUAAAUAGAAGUAAAAAAAAAUACGUAUCUUUUAUUUUUCUAUUAUAUGACUAAUGGACUAAAUAUAAUAUCUUCUUUUUAACCCAGUUGUCACACGACAAUGAUGAAAAAUAUAACGCCAAUUUGUGGAAUAAUUUACCCAUUACUCGAUCAAUCAGGGGUGUGAACAUCUAACUUUCUAUCUUUAAUUCUAGGCAUACAACAUUUAGCCGAUGACGAUAUUUCGUUUCAUGUUACAAUUUGACAUAUCUUUUGAUGGUUAAUCCACUAAGAUAAAUGACUAAGUUGGUAAAACUUCUAUCAAAUCCAUAAUCAUCAUUCUCUAUCGUUCGUCGUUAUUAAAGUACUUUUCAAAGUAGUAAAAUGAAACAGAAUUUCACCAUAAUAUCGCUAAGAUGUAAGACCUAUGGCUAGAGAGUUAGUCAGUGGCACCCCUGGUACUAAAGUUCUUCGUUUAAUAAGACGGUAAGAAAUCAUAUACAGGGAUAUUAUAUGUAGAACACCGGAAAUCUCGCCGAACUGUAUAAUAGCAUCUUAAACAAUAGCAUUUGAAUUAUGAGUUUAACUAAAACUUAGUAUUUUAAUGAAAGUUACUUUUUCUUUGUACUGUCGGGAUAUAUAUUAUUCAUAGACGAAAGAUACAGCUUAUAUCGCGAGUUAUAUAAGUAUCUUCACGUUGAAUUCUAGAUGCGGGUAAAGCUAUUAACAAUCGAGAGGUAAUCGAAUUAAAAUUAGUCUUUAUAUGAAAGCAAAAUACAACGAUUGCACAAACCAUAUUCAUAACAGCAGAAUGCAAUAAGCUAUUCAGUUGUUAACUAUUUAGUUCUACUAGGUUAUUGAUUUGUUCUAAUAACCCUGUAUAAACAAAUGAAGGUUUCAACAAUAAAUUGAAUUAUUUAUAUUAAAGCUGGUUAAAACUAAUUGUUCAUUUUGAAUGCUUAACUUGCUUAAUGAACUUAAUAUAUUAUUAUUUGCAUGUUGCAUGAUUUAAAAUAUCUUCAGUCAAUCUAUUUAAUUCGUUGUAAAGUUAAGUAGAAACGCUUUUUAAAGUAAAAUUCUUCUGCAUACUUUUUAAGGAAUGUCUUCAACUAUAAUUCUUCUCAGUAACAGGCGCAAUGAAAUCAAAGUCUUGAGUGCCCAAAAUGUACAUAAUAAUAAAUAAAAACUCGUAAAAAAUCAAUGUUAUAUAAGGAGAAUAAUUUAAACUUGUUCAUUUGUUUCGUGGACUGGCUUCUUUCCGCUUACAAUUUUUAUAGUAAACUGACUUCAUGUUUAGCUAAUAUUAUAUUAAUUUUAUCGGUAACCUAAUUAAUGUAAUUUUGUAAAUCAUUGCCUAUCAUUGCCUUCGUAAUAUAUAUAAUUAUAUUGAUAAUAUAUUUUUGUCAUGAUGGUUGUAACGGCUGUGAAUAAUGAGGUGGUAAAACCACAUUGUCAAAAUUUAUUUUUUAUUAAAAUGCGAAAAUUU
Messenger RNA from Diatraea saccharalis (sugarcane borer), 3456 nucleotides. Lineage: Eukaryota; Metazoa; Arthropoda; Insecta; Lepidoptera; Crambidae. The record is from the annotation of a GenBank genome assembly.